Molecule: messenger RNA, 258 nt
Organism: Rotaria sp. Silwood2
Lineage: Eukaryota; Metazoa; Rotifera; Eurotatoria; Philodinida; Philodinidae
Source: the annotation of a GenBank genome assembly
AUGGCUACCAAUCAACAAUUGAGUACUAUUGAAUAUCUUGCUACUUAUCAAUUUUGUACUGUCAAUGAACUUUUUACAAUUCUUUCAUAUGCACCACAACUUCGUCGUCUAAAACUUGGUAAUAGUGUUGACAUCGAUACAAAUAUUCACAUUAUAUUACCAAUCACAUUAUUACAUUUAACAGAUAUUUCACUACUUAUGAGUGAUGUAAAAUUUGAUAAAUUUGAAAUACUCAUCAGAAAAAUAGAUGCUAAAUGA